AUCACAUUUGAAGGAUCUCAACGAAGGAUUAUACGAUUUUGCGAAACCAUUUGAUUCACCGCUUGUCUUCCCUCAAAUAAAUUCGUUGAACAUUCUCAAUCGCAGGAAUUUGGUACGACGUACAAGUGCAUUUACUCCCCGAAGUGGGCGCCAAUUAUGCGAAAAAAACAAAUUACUGUAAAAAAAAAUAUAUCAAAAUAUUUGUUUGUCGGCGAUCUCAUUCUUAUACGCAUUUCAUGAUGUUACCUGC
Molecule: messenger RNA, 250 nt
Organism: Loa loa (African eye worm)
Lineage: Eukaryota; Metazoa; Nematoda; Chromadorea; Rhabditida; Onchocercidae
Exons: 2
Source: RefSeq, a predicted model, not a curated record